AUGUCCCAACCUGACGUCUCUUACAGCUGCGGUUCUUGUGGGUUUCCAUUGAACUUAACAUCCUCCAACCGAAUCACUUCCACCAUAGCUUCUUCUGCAUAUCGUCGAUCCAUAAAGAAAGGUUUCAUCUCAUUUCUCUCCAUCGACCUUAGUAGAUUCACACAGCUCGACGAGCUACACUGCCUUCCUUUCUGCUGGGGAUCUUAUCGUGCUAAAACCAAGCUCUUGUGCCGAAAAUGUGGGGUUCAUAUAGGCUAUGGGCAUGGCAAUUCUCAAGUCCUUUGUGGUUUUGACUCUUCUGUUGAGUCAGCUUCUACCUCGUCCUACACGAAGUUCACCAUAAAGAUCCGUGCUUUGCAACCUUCUGAGGAGGAAGAUAUCAGUUUCUAUAGAUGCAAUAUCACUGAUGAUGGUUUGCAGGCUUUAGCAAAUGGAUGUCUGGGUUUGAAACGAAUAAACCUCUCAUAUUGCGCUAAUAUCUCUGAUCAUGGUCUGAGAGCUCUUUGUAAGAACUGCUGCGAGAUUCUGGCAGUUAAGAUUUCUUGGUGCAAGGGAGUAAGUGGCAAAGGCUUCAAAGGAUGUUCAUCUACUCUAUGCUACAUAGAUGCUGAAAACUGCAAUCUUGAGCCAGAAGGAAUAUCAUGUAUCGUCAGUGGAGGUGGGAUCGAGUACUUGAACCUGCACGGUUUGAACAUCCAUGGAGGUGCGUUGGCAGAAAUUGGUUCAGGGUUUGCCUCAAAGCUCAAGAUUCCAAACCUGAGGUUAUGCAGGACUCUAGGGGAUGAAUCAAUAAUGGCGAUAGCCAGAGGUUGCCCCUUGCUCAAGGAAUUGAACUUAGCCUUGUGUAAUGAGGUUCGGCUUGCAGGGUGGGAGGCCAUUGGGGCGAACUGCAAUGAGCUAGAGACACUCCACGCAAAUCGGUGUCGUAAUCUGUGUGAUUUGGGAUUACAGGGUUUGAGGCAAGGAUGUAAGAAGCUGAAGGUACUGUACAUUAGCCGGGGCAGUAGACUCACUUCCACUGCACUGGAAGUUUUCACAAUGGUUAGGGAUGGAGUUAAGGACGGCUGUUACUCUGUCGCCGGAGCUGAGUGGACUCGAUUCGACGACAAGAAGUUCGAGCAGGCUUUGGUUCUGUUCCCCGACGACUCCCCCGACCGAUGGCUCAGAAUCGCCGAACAUGUUGGCCGGUCGGCGGCGGAGGUUGUGGAGCACUACGACCUGUUGGUGCGCGAUGUUUAUGACAUUGAUUCCGGGAGAGUCAACUUGCCGACUUACCUCGACGACUCGUCGUUUGCUGGCGGGGAAGAUUCCGGGCAGAUUUCGUUUGGCGUUGGUGGGAAGGCAAAACACGGGGACGGCGAGAGGAAGAAAGGGACUCCUUGGACAGAAGAAGAACACAAGCUGUUUUUGAUCGGGUUGAGGAAAUACGGCAAGGGAGACUGGAGGAGCAUCUCGAGGAACAUAGUGGUGACGAGAACCCCAACGCAGGUCGCCAGCCACGCCCAGAAGUACUUCCUCCGGCAGAGCUCGGUGAAGAAAGAGAGGAAGAGGUCGAGCAUCCACGACAUCACCAAUGUCGACAAUCACAACUCGGUGGGUCUCCCUAUGGUCGAUCAGAGCAGGCUUCCUCACCAUCCUCCAAAUGCAGGCUCGUCAGCUCAUCAUCAGUUCCCUCAGCAGCAGCAGCAAAUGCAGUUCUCCCCAGGUGGUGGAUACUUGCCUACUUCUAAUCAUCAUCAUCAUCAUCAUCAUCAGGAAGGGUCAAUGGGGUAUGGUAACUUUGGAUUCCCACUGUAA
Messenger RNA from Linum trigynum, 1797 nucleotides. The record is from the annotation of a GenBank genome assembly. NCBI's taxonomy places the organism in Eukaryota, Viridiplantae, Streptophyta, Magnoliopsida, Malpighiales, Linaceae.